GCCACUUUUGACGGUCUGCUCUCACUUUGUACCGGUGUCAACAAACAACAACAACAAUUAUUUCGACCUAUCUACGCCGCCAUUGAAACCACAUCUCCAGUAGGCUUUUACGCAUGGCGAAUUAAACUGAGGAUACAGAUCAUUUUCUACUUUUUCACGCCCAAAAGUCCAACUGCUUUCCUCUUUUGUCGUCACAUAAAACUCCUCGGAGGGUAAAGGCUGCCCGGGACCCUGGUGCUGGUGCUGGUCUGCACCCCUUCUCGGACGUUUCUGCGCAGGCUUACAGGGACGGUUUUUUGACGGCGUCUUCCAGCUGCAAACUCGGUGUUGGAAGAGCAGCAGCAGCCUCCUCGUUUGGAGGAGGUAUUUACAAUCUCUGGGGUGUUGGAGGUAUGACUGCGUUGGCGGGGUCAAUACCCAGGAUGAUGCGACCCACGCUGGCUCAGAACUACCCCCGCAGUGGCUUCCCGCUGGAAGUGUCUACCCCGCUGGGUCAAGGCCGGGUGAACCAGCUCGGAGGUGUUUUCAUAAAUGGAAGACCUUUGCCCAACCACAUCCGUCAUAAAAUCGUGGAGAUGGCCCACCACGGCAUCAGGCCGUGCGUAAUCUCUCGGCAGCUCCGGGUCUCCCACGGCUGCGUGUCCAAGAUCCUGUGCCGGUACCAGGAGACGGGCUCCAUCAGACCCGGGGCCAUCGGUGGCAGCAAACCCAAGCAGGGAACAACGCCGGAUGUGGACAAGAGAAUUGAAGAAUACAAGCGGGAAAACCCGGGUAUGUUUAGCUGGGAGAUUCGGGAUAAAUUACUGAAGGAUGGGAUUUGUGACCGCAACAACGUCCCUACAGUGAGCUCCAUCAGUCGCAUCAUGCGGAGUAAAUUUGGGGGCAAAGGCGACGAAGAUGAUGAUGAAGAUGAGAUCGAGAAGAAAGAACUGGAGGAGAGCGACCGGAGGGCCAAGCACAGCAUUGAAGGCAUCUUAGGAGACAGAUCGAGUCACUCUGACGAGGGUUCAGAAGUGGAGUCAGAACCCGAUCUGCCUCUCAAGAGGAAGCAGCGCCGCAGUCGGACCACCUUCACGGCAGAGCAGCUGGAGGAGCUGGAGCGGGCCUUCGAGAGGACCCACUACCCCGACAUCUACACCCGGGAGGAGCUCGCGCAGAGGGCCAAACUCACCGAGGCUAGAGUCCAGGUUUGGUUCAGCAACAGGCGGGCGAGGUGGAGGAAACAAGCAGGAGCAAAUCAACUGAUGGCAUUUAAUCACCUGAUCCCCGGCGGUUUCCCACCUUCAGCCAUGUCCAGCAUCCCCCCUUACCAGCUCUCUGACAGCUCCUACCCCCCUUCAUCUAUAGCACAAGUGUCGGAGCCCCACAGCACGGUGCAUCGGCCUCAGCCUCUCCCUCCCUCCUCAGGCCACCAAGCCUCAGGUGGAGGUGGGCAGGGAGAAGGAGGCUCUCCGUACUGCCUCGCCUCCGGACGUCACUCCUUCUCAGGCUACUCGGACAGCUUUGUGGGCCCCGGAGGACCCGCCAAUCCCAUGAACCCGGCCAUCGGAAAUGGACUCUCCCCACAGGUGAUGGGUCUUCUUAACCCAGGUGGCGUUCCACACCAGCCCCAAAGCGACUACGCCAUCUCCCCCCUCACAGGCGGCCUUGAGCCCCCUGCCGGCAUGGCCGCAAGCUGCAGCCAGCGCAUGGACCACAUCAAGGGACUGGAGGGUCUCACCAGCGUUCCCUCCAUGUCUGCUCUGCCCUCUCUGCCCAGCUCCCAGUCCUACUGUCCCCCGUCCUACAGCUCACCGGGCUACACCGUCGACCACAUGGCGUCCUACCAGUACGGCCAGUACGGACAAAGUAAGGUGCCCUUCCUUAUCUGAGGCAUGAGAUCACCUGAUCCUGACACUCUACAGAGGGAUGUUUGUUUGUACAGCCUUGAUGGAAAUCCUUCAUUAUUGGGACCAAAAUUUUGCUACAGUUCACCCGGACAUGUUCUCUAGAGCGGGACAACAUAUUAUCAGUUCUUUGUGGAGUGAAAAGAAAGAAGAAGGGACCACAAGAAGGAAUAUCAGACCAAAAACUGUGACUUUGAAUAUUAAACAUCAGUACUGAUGAUGAUGAUGAGAGAUGUCAGCGACCACAUUCAGCAUCAUGAGGAGGAAGAUCCAGCGACCAAAUUCCAUCUGUGGACUCAAGUCUAUCGUCACAGACUUCCAGCUUUGAGAUGAUACUCAAGGAAGCCUGUUUACAUAUCUAAGGGCCAUAGGAGUGUAUGUAAAAGCUCCAAACUAAUCCCUGAACUGUAUCUGCAGACAGAGGAAAAAGAAAAGGGCUGUGUUGAUUCCUUUUCAUUUAUUUGGAGAGAAAUUCCUCAGACAGAGCAAACAAACCGGAGCAAACAAGUCUGGGUUUUAUUGUAUCCAAAACUCUAAUGUACAACCCAGCUGUACUGCAGAGAGACUUCUUCAAACAUUCCUCCUCCCCCCUGCGUCUCCUCUCUCUCCUCUCCCCUUUCUGUCUCAUUGAAGUGUUUAGAUGGUGAGGCAGGGAUCCCGGCCUUUUGUAGUUUUUAAAGAGGAACUCAGAAGAGGUCAAAGGGUGACUUUAGGGAAAGUGACAGAUGAGAGAGUAGUCGAGGAGGGCGGCUAGAGAAGUGGCUUUAAAAGGGAGGGGGAGGAGGGAGGGAUAGGCAAGAUCGAUCACAGGGUUAAAAAAAAAAAACUUUAAAGAUCCUCUCCCUGCGAGAAAAAGCCGCCAGGUCACAAGUCACGACUGAGAGACACUCGAGAAACCGAGAGUAAAGACAGACUUUCUCCCAGCUGACCAGAAGUGCAAUAUCACAGAUCUCAGAUUCUCCUUUAAAAUAAUAAAAAAAUGAAAACGUGCCUCUUUAAAGUCUUACGAAACACUCUGGAUCCACUCUCUGGAUCUUGUUGGAAGGUCUGCAAAGGAGCAACACGUGCCUUUAAAGGCUUUCAGGUCCAAAACAAACAUGAAACAUUGUAAUAUCGCCGUAACAGGACACGGAGGGGACCACUCUGUAAGUCAUGAGGAAAAGAAUGAAUCAAGGGAACGCCAAUGGAAACAGAGAGCAGGAAUGAUGAAGCCAAAACUGAAUCUUAUUUUAUUUUUUUAUGUUGCUUGGGACCAUUUUGCAGGAAAUGAUGAUUUUACACAUUUUGGACAUAUUUAUUGUCACAAAUGUCCUGCAUCUGAUAGUAUGUUAAAGUCCCCACCAUGUACAAGUAAGGAUCCUUUAUCCAUCACACCUUAGGAUAACAGAGUGCCUCCAUAAGCACUUCUGCUCUGUACAUCUGUGUAUGUUAGAAAGACCAGUCUUUUCAUUCCUUUGGUAUAUUUUUUGGUAUUAUUGGACGAAGCAAUAUGACAUAACGUCAUGUGUAUGAGCGCAUUAUCUCUACUAUUUAUAAUAAAAUAAAA
Molecule: messenger RNA, 3432 nt
Organism: Notolabrus celidotus (New Zealand spotty)
Lineage: Eukaryota; Metazoa; Chordata; Actinopteri; Labriformes; Labridae
Gene: pax3b
Product: paired box 3b
Exons: 9
Coding region: 393-1871 (492 amino acids)
Biological process (GO): anatomical structure development; regulation of transcription by RNA polymerase II
Molecular function (GO): RNA polymerase II cis-regulatory region sequence-specific DNA binding; DNA-binding transcription factor activity, RNA polymerase II-specific
Source: RefSeq, a predicted model, not a curated record